AGAUGCUGGACACCCUGAGCAGCCAGUACGACUCCUUCAUCUACUGGCGGAUGCCGAUCCCGCGGCUGGACGCGGCCGAGCUCGAGGGGCUGGGGCUCGCCGACGGGGCCCUCUACAAGCCCAAGGCAGCCCUGGGCAAGCGCCCCAGUGAGCGGAAGGCGGCCGAGGAGGAGGAUGACACCCUGCUGCAGUUCAACAGCUUCCACUUCUGGAGGGCCCCCAUCGCCAGCAUCAGCCCCUUGGAUUUCGAUCUCAUCUGA
Messenger RNA from Tinamus guttatus (white-throated tinamou), 260 nucleotides. It is a transcript of the gene MLLT11, whose product is annotated as MLLT11 transcription factor 7 cofactor. Gene Ontology annotation, cellular component: nucleoplasm; cytosol. Gene Ontology annotation, biological process: positive regulation of DNA-templated transcription; apoptotic signaling pathway; positive regulation of mitochondrial depolarization. Lineage: Eukaryota; Metazoa; Chordata; Aves; Tinamiformes; Tinamidae. The record is from RefSeq and is a predicted model, not a curated record.